AUGCGGCGGGCUCGGGCCGCGGGGCUGCCGGCGCUGGCCGCGCUGCUGCUCGUGGCUGCGGCCAGAGCCCAGGUAGAGCAGGAGCCGUUCCUGGAGACCACCGAGGGCACCGGCAUCAGCAUCAAGUGCUCACACGCCAAUAUCCGGAUGGGCAAUUUCAUCCAUUUCUACCGUCAGCUGCCGGGCCAAAGCCCCGAACUCGUGGCGGUCACUGCUAAAGCCUCCAAGGAGGUGCGAGCCCCUGAAGGGCGUCUGACGGUGCCGGUAGAUCGGCGUUCCAGCGCGCAGUGGCUGGCUGUGCCCCGGCGCGGGGACGCGGCCGUGUAUUACUGCGCGCUGGGGGCCCGGGCAGAGGAGCCGGGGCUGCGGCCGGGCACGAACCGCCGCGGGCGGGGCCGGGCGGGGCCAGCAGGGGCCGCUCCGCUCCCGGCUGACGCCGCUCGGCGGGGCACGGACCGAGCCGCGCCUGGAACCCGCGCCACCCCGAUCGGGAACCACCACGGGCCCCGCACACGGCCUGGCCUCCUGCCAGAGACACCUCCGAGCACAAGGAUGCUGCCCUGCAAGGCGUACGAAACAAUUCUGCUGGAGAGGAACAUUUCGGCAGCGGUUGAGGCACUCAGGGAAGGGAUUUCUGAGUCUAUGGGCAGCCAAAGGAAAGCUCAGGAGACGUUGGCUCGUGGGUCGGUGAGGAAGGGGACGUGCUGACAAAUGACAGGGAAAAGGGCUGUCACACUCCGGGCCAGCUUGCCCUCAGUUUAACUGCUAUUGCUUCUCCUCCCUUCCAUCACAUCCCUCAGCCUCUCUGACGCCUUGCAGGGAAUAAAGCAUCACCCAGAGUAGGAGAAGAACUUAUUAACAAAUUCUUAUUUCACACAGAAUAGUGCACGGUACCACAAACACACUCUGGAGCUUGCACACACCCAAAGAGUAACUCAUAGCUCUGCAUCUAUGAAGAGGUCUGUGCACAUUCAUUUCCAAAGGAGACCCAGGCACAGACACUUCUCCUUCUGCCAUGUCCUUACUGAUGUGCAAACAUGCACGCUCGCUCCUAUUCCUGCUCCUGCACCCAAGCCUUUGCCCGCACAUCUACAUGAACACUCCUGUCCAGAGAUGUGCACACACAAAGCACAUGCUGUGAUACUCUGUCCGAAGAUACUCUCAUCUACCUCAUGAUAUUCAGUCCACCGGGCAUCCUGUUCGAUAUCCUGGUUUGGUGGGGGCUUGUCAGGGCCCCGGGACUGGAACUUGAGUUAUUGUUCGCAGGUGUGUUUAUCCACCCCAUGGAACACCGAACCCAGUGAAAGGAGAAGGGGCACUUUGCCCUUCUUUGCCUGUAUCGCUUUGCUACAAUGGCCUUGGGAUUUCUCCACCUCCUAACCUGGCUGGACUCUUUUCUGGAAUGACCUUUUGGUGAUCUCCAGAGAAGACCCUUCAUCCACUGUACAACCACCGUGACAGAUGGACUGAGAUGGGAGAAGCCAUUCCCUCCAAGACUGAGACAUGAGAUCCCAAUAUGGAAAAGACUCCUUUUCUCCUAAGAACUGAGACUGAAACUUCUAACCCAAGGGGGAGGAUAUGUGGGGUGGGGGGCAAGUAGCUGCGGGUGUGACCACUGGACCAAGAAGACAAUAGCCCUUGCUCAAUGCUGACCAGAUGAGAUCAUAAGACCAUUGUAUCUUUUCCCUCAUCCUUCCUAACUUUCAAUAGAAAAAUCCUAAUAAAAACCCCUCGGGUUAGCCUGAGAUUUCGAGAUCUCCGCAGCGUGAAAGCAACUCCUCGACUGGACCUGGACUGGACCUUGACUGGACCACAAAGAACUUCGUCGCCUCUAUGUUGGUAGCUAUUGCCUCCCUUUGUCUCAACCCUUUUCUUUCCAUAGGCUUUCUCUCUCUUUUCCCCAAUCCCCUCCAAGGCAUUUUGCUGUGACUAUUCAAUAAAGUAUACUGGUUUUGAUUGUUACUGCAAACCCCUUGCCGUGUUGGUGUUUUGUACCCUGAGAUCCAGUAAGGAACCAUCACAAUCUCCGUUCGUAAGGACGGAUCGUGACACAUCCCAACACAGA
Molecule: messenger RNA, 2065 nt
Organism: Motacilla alba alba
Lineage: Eukaryota; Metazoa; Chordata; Aves; Passeriformes; Motacillidae
Biological process (GO): response to bacterium
Source: RefSeq, a predicted model, not a curated record